UUGAUCCUCAAUGUUUGCAAAACUCAAGCAGAAGAUCGCCGAGGAGGAACAAAACUCUGAUUCCAGUCGUCCUUUACCUUCCAGCCCGAGCGUUCGGCGACCUAAAGUCAAUGGCUGGACUGAGAAUAAGUGGGAGAGACGAAGGCUUAGCAAUGCAAGUAACUUGUACGAAUCUAGGGAAUCUAUUUACAGUGAAAGCAGUGUCGCUUCAUCUGGGUAUAAUGUAUCAAGACAUGCUUCAUUCACGAGCAGAUCAAAUUCAACUCCAGCAGGAACGCCGAUUGAGUCUUCUUCGAAUUUUACGGUUAGUAUUAGGGAACGUGUUCUCCCCAUCUUGCUUUCUCUCAUGACUUUUUAAUAUCCUACAUUGUUUCGUUGUGACCUUGACUACACCGUGUCCAACGUUUUAGCUAGAACUUAAAGGAAGUAAACUUAAAAUAAUCCAAAAGAUGAAUGAAACUAUUAGCUGAAGCUUCAAGGCUCUCAACUGCAAGUAAACAAAUGCUCUUUUGUGGAUCGAAUCAUUGAUCAAACCAAAGCGCUUCGUUAUGGACUUGAAUUAAAUUAUUCUUCCACGUUGCCGGCUCAUUAUACCAGUACCCAUAUCUCCCAGAAUAAAAUUAGUUUGGUAAAAGCGAUGAAGUGAUUAGAAUAACCUUACUCUAACUAAAAAGGUAUUAAAAGACGAGAUAUUCUACUCUGGAUCUGAUCUAAGUAAACUGCAUUUCAUUAAUAAUAAAUGAAAGGUUGGUAAAUUGGUUGUCUUUGUUAGAGUUUGGCCGUAAAUUACGAGAGUUGAUUUUAUCUGUGAAUUGAAUUCAACUAAUGGAUCUUUAUCCAUUAUCAGUCGCUAUCACGAAAUAAUUUAUGCUGUUUAGCACUUUUGUAAUGAAACAAUAUUUGGUAAUAAAUUUGUUUAGUCAUGAGUUUUGCCUGACUGAGUUGUCAAAUAGUAAUUGAAUUAUAUGUGUCUACAAUAAGCAUCCCUCUGUUUGUUGUUUAUGGAUGGUGUUGUUAAAACAGCCUCAGCCAGUCACUUUAGAAGUGUAGUUCUUUUUGGCUCUAGAGUUAUGAUACAAAUACAGUCCAAAUCAUCAUGCCUUCAAAUCAGUGCUGGCUAUUUGCAUACAUUUGUGAGGCUUGCAUUGUAAAGCACUGAGGUCUUCAAUCCCCCUAGUGCAGGCACGGAUCCACACCGGUUUCUACUAGUUUAUGGAAAUCGGUCAGAUUUUUCAUAACAGAUUUAUAAAAGAAAAAACUUUCCAAGUUGCAAGGCUUCAUCCCAGGAGAAGGAACUGGCCAAUAUCCUGUCUGAAUGCAUGGCUGAGAAACCCAGGAAAGGGGACUUGGGGUGUUAAAAUAAAAAAAUUCUCAUGGGGAGCAUGCCGCCAGACCCCCCUAGGGACUUGCAUCUUUGGCGCUCGUUUAGGAAAUCAGUCAGUAUUUGUCCUAGAUCCAUGCCUAUAGUACAUGUGUAGGCAUGAUUUCCAGCUCUCCUCAGGUGAUUGGUUCGGCCUUAAUUGUUCCAGCUUUGGUCGCUGCCCUACCCCUGUCGUGAUUUUUUUCAAAAAAGCUCCAUAUGUUAUUGAAUAGAAGAUGGGCCAGGGCUGUCACUAAGAAUUCAAGUUGCUGGGUAAAUACAACAAGUAGGAAGGGAAUCAAACAGCCAGGGUUUUCUUUUGGUUCAAUUUUUCUUGUAUUUUCCUAUGAAAGUAGCUGGGGCCCACGUUCGUAGUAGCCAGGGGAAAUCCUAGGCCCUCAGCUCUUAAUGACAGCCCUGAGGUGGGCACCCAAGUUUUUCAUAUCAUGAGAGAAGGUAGGCAUAACACCUGACCACUUUGUCCUCAAUCAAGGCAGAAUAACUUGGUAAAGUUCAUCACUACCAUUUAACCAUCUUGAAAUUUUCACAUUAUUCUCUACAAACCUGUCAAAGAACAAAACCACUCUCCAAAUAGCAGCUGGACUGAUGGUUAGGUAAACCCAAGUAUCAACUAUCAGGACUGUAUAAUAUUGUUAUGAUUUCCUUUGUUUUCCUUCUCAUUGCACAUCCAGGUUAAUAGCAGAUCAUCAAANAUAGAAGAUGGGCCAGGGCUGUCACUAAGAAUUCAAGUUGCUGGGUAAAUACAACAAGUAGGAAGGGAAUCAAACAGCCAGGGUUUUCUUUUGGUUCAAUUUUUCUUGUAUUUUCCUAUGAAAGUAGCUGGGGCCCACGUUCGUAGUAGCCAGGGGAAAUCCUAGGCCCUCAGCUCUUAAUGACAGCCCUGAGGUGGGCACCCAAGUUUUUCAUAUCAUGAGAGAAGGUAGGCAUAACACCUGACCACUUUGUCCUCAAUCAAGGCAGAAUAACUUGGUAAAGUUCAUCACUACCAUUUAACCAUCUUGAAAUUUUCACAUUAUUCUCUACAAACCUGUCAAAGAACAAAACCACUCUCCAAAUAGCAGCUGGACUGAUGGUUAGGUAAACCCAAGUAUCAACUAUCAGGACUGUAUAAUAUUGUUAUGAUUUCCUUUGUUUUCCUUCUCAUUGCACAUCCAGGUUAAUAGCAGAUCAUCAAAGGAAGAAAUUCUUGAUCUGCUGGCAAAGAGAGGGGAGCAAGUUUACAAGCUGGAGGCAAAGAUUGCAGGUACAUGAUAUGUAUAUGAUGCAAUAGAAUGGAAUGUUAUAUGUAUUCACUGUCUAGUUGAUUCAAUAUGUUGAUGUUCGUGUAUCUGUUUAAAGUUAUUGUUAUGAUUCAACCCUAUUGUUGUAAUGUUUUUACUUUUCCUUCCCGCCUCGAUUAGCUAUAGACUUCUUUGUGGGCAAGGAUUAAUUAUGGCUUGUAUCAAAAGUGUUUAAAAUAAACUUGAACUUGAACUUGAACUUGAACUUGUUACACCUUAAAUGAGAUUUACUUGAAAAACGUUUAUAUUGAAGGCAACAUGCUAGAUGAAAUGGACGAAUCUCAUUUACCUAGCCCUACAAUCAUCUCUUCAAAGUAGGACAUCUCUUUUACAGCUGUGCUCCAAGCAAAAUGUUUGGUGCUCAGUGCUUUGAACCUGUGAUAUCCAGCAUACAAUUUUUAUGUAAAAAUGAAGAAUGAUUUGCUAGUUAACCAAGAAAAAAAGAUGCUAGGGACCUCUCCUAACAACAGCCCUGUCUUUAUAGGCUGAAAGAGGUUUAUUUAUAAUGCAUUUUUUAUGUUAUCACCAACACCUCUAGCUCAUUACACAUUUUUUUGUAAGCUGUUUUCAUAUUUGAUACCCCAGUUAAUUGAAGUCAAACCGCCAUGUGGGAUUGUUUGUUUCUUGUCAAUAGCCAUGCACCUGGUGAUCCCUCUAUUUUAAAUUUCCCAUCAAAGCAGUAGUAAAUUAUUGCAACCUCUUGUAAGCAAGCUUAGAUAGAACCUCAAUAAGCAAUCACCAGAUCUCGGCAGUUCAGGUUGUGGUUUAUGUACUCUUUGAAGGUUUGACUAAUGUCAUUUUGCUGGUCAAAACUUCAGACAUGGCAAGUCUUCUUAGAGAGCAAACAAGAAUUAAAGAAUCACUAGAGGGUGCUCUUGAGAGGCAAAGGGAAGGUAUGCAUACUAUCUAUCAAGAAAUUGCGAAUCUUGGAAAUAAUAAUUUAGGAGAGGAAGGGCUGUUCAGACAGUGUGAUUUUUUGAGGAUAUAAUUAAGUCGCAAAGUUAGCAACCAUUAGAUUGCAUGUACACACUUACUAUGAUUAACAUAACCAAAAGGUUUGUAAUAAUUAAAAAUGAUUAUACAUGUUGGUGAUAAGUGGAGCUCUUGUGUGGGCAAAGCGUGUGCAGCAGAGCACCAUCUAUGCAGCCAAAAAAGUUUGUUGCGACAAAAUCCUGUGUAGGUCUCACCAUACAUCCACCCGUUCAUGUCAGUGGAUGUGAAAUGUCACACUUACUUGCUUGGAGUACAAAGCAUAAAAAAUCUGUGUUUAACUUGAUAAUUUGGACAUCCAUGUUAUGUUCAAUUGACAGCAGUCAAAAUAGAAUAUUUUUUGACUAGUGUCACAUGACUAUAUCACUGGCUCAGGUAUUCAACUAACUAAGGCAUUAUGUUAUUUUUAAGUUAUCUGCUGACCAGUUAUUGGUUAAUUUUUAAUCAAUCACAGGCUCAGGUCCAUUUUUUUAGGAGGAGUUCAGUUUGCUUCUUGUUUACGGCAAAAUUUGAAUUACUUCAGAAAUGCAUUUUUCAAAAGAUCCCACGAGAAUUUUGCUUUUGGCCUAAUUGUUAAAUCUAUAUAUUUAAUCAUGUUUCCUUAAUUAACCAUAUAUGGUAUUGUUUCAGAGCAAAGUACAAGAAUUAGAAGCCUCCAAGCUGAUUUUGAAAAGACUCUAAAUGAAAAGAAUCAGGUAUUUUUUAAAAGUGUUGACAUUUUGAUAUCUGCACAUGUUGUGGUUUCUAGCAAACUCCUAUAAUGGUUGAAUUAUAAAAUGUUUGAAUUUUUCAAAGGGACUCCAUUAUUCCUCUAUCGACCAGUUUGUCAAAUUAUUAUGUAAGAACGAGACCUUGGUCUUUAUAGUUUCUGCAUAUUUUAAGCCAAAUAUAAUUAAUGGCACUAAUGACCAAAAUGAAGCUCUUAGAAAGACAAUUUCCACUGAAAUAAAUUUAAAACAAUAAGUUAGAAUAACCUUUUCAUUUUGUGAAAUAAUUUGUAGGAACUUGAAACUAAACUCAAGGCCCUAACAUUGGUAAGAUUUUAGUGCAUUGUGGCUGAUUGUUAGAAUUGUUAUAAAUAUUAUCCAUAAAAUAUUAUAUUGUAUUUUACCCAUAAACUUUAAAAAUAAGGGUGUAAUUGAGUUUUAGAGCAAGUGCUGAACAAUCAUACAUGAGGCUGAGCAUGAUAUUUUUGAAAUGUAUAAAUAAAGUGUAAUUUAUUACAUCUUAUAUGAAAAAAACACAUAAACAAAAACAACAAUGAAAACAACAAAUAUAAAAGUUUAAGACUUUUUAUGGUGUUUAAUCCGUUCACACCUGAACUGCCCAUGUCCCUUGUACUGUUUGUGACAUCAUGACAGGGACAGUGCAGUGUGUCAUUUUUUUUGCCUGCUGCACAUAGCUUUAAGAUUGGAAUUGGGAAAGCUAAUAUUUUCCUUCAGCAUAGUGCUUGACUUGUACUGGGCAUUUUGUGCAGUUUUGGUCUGAUUUGGCCAGACGGUAUCCGCAAAAUGGCUAAACUUACUAGGCUCAAGGCGUUUUUCGGCAAAAUUUCCAGCAGCAUUUUGAAUUAAGUAUGUUUAGUGAAAUUCUACUGUUAGUAUUUGUUGUUACACUAAAACUAUUGUUUUGAUUAAAUCUGAAAAUAAGACUUAAACUUGACGAUCACAAUUUCUUUUUUAGUAAAUAAUUUUGAAGCAUCUAAACAUGAUAAAUCCUAGUAAUAUUAAUUCUAAUGGUAAUACUACUAAAUCCUUUCGUGUGCGAUACGUCUGUACUUACUCAAUUUGCUUGAGGUCGUUGUUCUUGAGUGUUCCUACUUUAGGAACCAUCCAACAAAACUCGUACCCCUGUUUGUUUCUUUAAAAUGCACUUAACCCUUUCAAGUUUUGCUAAUUAGGCAAAGAUAUAAUAAACACUUAUAAUGUACUUAAGGGGCUGUGGAGAUGGGACUUUUGUAGCAUCACGUGGUACCAAAUACAGUAGCUGGAGAACGAUUUUUUUGUUGUCUACUUUGUAAACGAGGAGGCUGGCGCCGAAGUGUGUCUCGUUGCUGGGGUUGCGCCGGUCAGCUAUCGACCAAUUUUUUCCUUUCUUCCUGAUAAAAGUCCCAGAAUUCUUUGUGAUAGUUAACUCACCCCAGUUUUCUUUUCGUUUCUACAGCGGCAAAUGCGUUGUUUACUCACUAGCGUAGCUACUUCAUACUAUGCAACGUUUUGUUGCAAAAAGCCCAUAUCUGUUCAACCUUAAUAGGAGUUUGCUAGUAAGCCCGCCGUCUUGCACUCGUUUUUAAUGUAAAAGUGUUACUUAUCAAUGGCCUGUGGCUGAUAGAUCUUGAGUAACAACGUGGAGAAUUAAACAUGAAACAGGAAGAAAUCAUUCCCAUGCUAAGCACAGAAACUUUUCUUUUCCACUUUUUUAUGCAUGCCAAUUAAACUAAAAGUACCGUAUUUAUUCGAAGAAUUUUGAGUUGGAUGGUGAUCACAAAACAAAUCGUCACUAACAAAAGUUAAAAAGGUUCAAAUUUGACUUUCUUUUUCAAUAAAUAAUGUCGAAAAAAAAUAAUGAUUUGAACCCAUUUUGCAGAGAAGCAUUUUUAACAAUUAACAAUGGAUGAAAAUCAAUACUGUUAACCCUAAGUGUAUUUUCUAACGUUUGUACAGAUGAUGUUUAGAUUUUUGCUGCCGUCCAUCAAAAAAGAAAAAACUUACAAUCACCAUUUAAAUGCAGCUGAUAAAAAAACUUAACAAGCAAUAGGUCGGGCGCUGUUUCCGAGUUAAAAAGCAUAAUCAUUAUGCGGCUUAAACGUCAUUUAAAUCGUGUCGUUGAACAAUCAUGGCUUAAAGAAUUCAAAGUAUAUAUAUAAAAAAGUUAAUGUGUACGUGAUUUAACCCUUUAAAACAGUUCAUCCAGUACCAAACCGAUGCUACUCGUAAAGCUGCAGAAAUUAUUGAGAAAAGCAAGGUAGGGACUGAAAUAAAUCAGAUUAUAUAAAGCCAUAAACCGUAAAUUCACUUAACUGGCCUAGUAGAAUGCGGUAUUGAUAUAGAGCUUUUAACUCACGAAGCCUUACAUAAGAACUUCAAGAGGUUUAACUCCCACUUCAACAUCUUUUGUGCUGUUGAACCCUCUACAGUAAGACACUUGAAUUUUCCCCUGUCAAAAGGGAAAACCUUAUCCGUAAGAAUAGUGUUAGUACGGAAUAAUUUUGGUAGGGUAUACUUUAUCACAAACGGGCACUUGUGCGUUGCUUUUCUUUUCUUUUCUGUUUUUCCUGUCUUUUUCUGUUAAAUCGUGGCCGAAAUAUUCACUCUUUUAGCCCUUGUGUACGGUUACUGUUGGUAUUAAUUGUUUUUAUGUUUUCUGUGGUAGCAAAUCGAAAACUUGGACAAAUCCUAUCUUGAGCAAAAAGAAGAAUUGGCGUCCCUUCAAGAACGUUUAGAUGAUUUGGCUCGCGAAAGGUAUUGAUUUGUACCCCUCUAAUCCAGGCCAGCGUUUGAAGGGAAAAAAGAAAGGGUUCUGCCCCUUACCCUACCAUGCCGUUCCCUUCGCGUUCAAGCACGCCCCUCGCGUUCAUGCGCGCCCUUGACGUUCUCGCGUGCCCAUCGUAAUCACGCGCGCCUCUCAAACUUUCUACUCCAUUCUCACUCUCCCGCGCCCUUUGCAUUCACGCGCGGGCUAGGUUUUUCCUUCUUUCCUUUCGAGCGCCAGGCGAUGUUCAAAGGCCGUGUGCUCUGGAAGAAGUCAUCAUUUUUAAACCACGCAUAAAGCAAAACCUAGAAGCCCCUCCCCAUCACGUUCUCCCCCCUGCCACCCAAAAAGACAAUCAAGUAUCAGAAAUGAUUUUUCAAUGCUGAUCUCAUUUUCCAACCCUGCGUUUCUUUCAUUUUUCGUUUGUUAAGAUGUAUGGAUUACUAUGCGAUUUCUCUCAUUUUCCUGAGAUGUGCUGGACAUAAGCAACAAAAAUAACACUGUAACAUGAAUCAAAAUACCAUUUUAAUUGUUUUGCUCUCAUUAUGUCUUAGCCUGCGAACCGCAGAGGUAUGUCCGGUCGUCGCUUCCCUGCCUCCGGUCUUUCUCCGCGGGUGAAACUAAAGCCGAAAAAAACGGAUGCUCUCGCAGGCUAAUUAUGUGUAUGUUUAUUUGGUUGUAUUUUUAUCAGAACGAAGUAUGAAGUACGUGACAAGCAGCAACAGAGUCGAAUAACAACAUUAGAAAAAGAAAAGAAAUCAUUGCAAGACGAGCUAACUAGCACUGUCAACGAACUGACCAAGGUGCGAGGGAAUUUUUUCAUUCUACCUUGUUAACCAUAGUCGACAGUAUAUCAUCAUGCAGUAAUUAAUAACAACUUAAGCUCUUACUGAGUCGCACUUGAUAACGCUAUUCCUUGUCUGGCAGGUUUCGGUUAUAAUACAAUAAUUUUAUGAGGAUCUUACGAGAAAUAAAUUAAAAUUUAGAUAUUACUGAUGAAAAUCCUUUGGAGUAAACUUGCAAAAUGCUCGACUAAAUUGUANGUAUGAAGUACGUGACAAGCAGCAACAGAGUCGAAUAACAACAUUAGAAAAAGAAAAGAAAUCAUUGCAAGACGAGCUAACUAGCACUGUCAACGAACUGACCAAGGUGCGAGGGAAUUUUUUCAUUCUACCUUGUUAACCAUAGUCGACAGUAUAUCAUCAUGCAGUAAUUAAUAACAACUUAAGCUCUUACUGAGUCGCACUUGAUAACGCUAUUCCUUGUCUGGCAGGUUUCGGUUAUAAUACAAUAAUUUUAUGAGGAUCUUACGAGAAAUAAAUUAAAAUUUAGAUAUUACUGAUGAAAAUCCUUUGGAGUAAACUUGCAAAAUGCUCGACUAAAUUGUAGCGAUACUACAGGGCUUGUUCCAGGAUCGAGUACACUACGAGUAAUCCACAUUUUUCCUCAGGGAUAGUAGAGCAAGCGUGCGUGAAGAUAACCCCACGCGGGAAAGGGGAGACGCGGCGGGGAGACAGAAAAAUGCCGCGUCUCACCUUUCUCGCGUGGGGUGAUUUUCACGCGCGCUAGCGUUUCGCUUGCCCUACUAUCCAUGAGGAAAAAUGGGGACUACUCGUAGUGUAGGAUCGAGUGCUUCUUGAGCAUUUCAGUUCAAAGGCGUAGCGCUCGAAUCGUCUCUUUAUGAAUCCAUCUACGUGGCCAUACAAACUUAGCUCACUUGUAUUCACUCAGGUCUGGAACCGUCGGCCAAUUUUACCUCAUGAACUCAGCUGAUGUUAUCAAUUUUUUGGUCAAACGGUAGCUGGUUUGGUAUGAUUUGUAAGGAAUGUUGACAUGAUGUUGUCUUUAAAACCGUAGAAAUCAGUGCAGCUUGAUAGAGCAGAGAAAAAUCACAGUCAAACAGAGGAGCAACUAGCCAACCUGCGCCAAACACACUCUCUUUAUAAGAAUAAGGUGCGAGAUGUAUUUUUUUAGAGAAAAAGAAGCUGUUCUUUAUUUCUUAGCCAUAGUUGUCAUGUAUCAGUUUUCUGCGUUUUUAGUUGUCAGAACAUAGUCUAAGCCAAUAAGGGAAAAGUACGAAUCAAAUGGAGAUAGUUUCUGAUUGUCUAGAGAAGCGCCUAAUUUUUGUUAAGAAUUAUAAGUUGCUCCUGACAAUUGCAACUUUCGACUUACUGUGGAGUGGAAAUUAUCUUGAGAGGCUAAUAGAAGUGCAUUCGUGGAAAUGUCGUUGGCAGAUUCAAGAAUCAGAAGAGCAUUUAAAAAAAGUAGUUGUGAAGCAAAUAGAAUACACUUUUUUGCUUACACAGUUUAUUUUCUCUUGCCUGCGAUUGAAGGUUUCACAGGAACUUGAAGAAAAAGAUAACGAAACUUCUCAGUUGAAUGAGCGAGUGGGUGAUUUACAACGAAGGUAUGAUCGACGAAUCUCAAGCAGUCAUUUCAUGUGUGAUAUACAGCGUCUGUUGCAUUGACUGCAUUGUGCUAUUACCAAAGCAGUCAUUUUCAUUGGCUCCCGUAAACGAAAGGCGCUUUCCAAAAUUCAAAAUUCCCCGAAAUUUUCCUCAAAACCCACCACUGCCGGACACGGCAUUGAAUAAUAACCGAUGCCAGGCCUGCAUGCAGUCACAGGAACUGCAUCAAUGGACGUCUUUUUGAUCUAGCCCCUGAUAAGUUGAAUAAAUAACACUUUGGCUGACAGUUGUUCCUGUGACUUUGCGCGGGAAAAUGCAUGCAGGCUUGGCAUCGGUUUGACUUGUAUGCCAGCGAUGUGCAGUAGGCGUUGACUCUAAUCAGCGUAUUGCAUUAGUUACUUUAUCGGUUCCAUUCCAGGUAAUCUGUCAGAAAUGUGACUGAAAAAUGACAGUAAUUUGAUUCCGAUAGCUUUCUCAAACUUUAUAGAGACAAACUCACCACUCUCAGUUGAUCUGAUACUUGUUUUGAUAUUCUUUUCUAGACUCGAGGAUAGCAAACUUUCUGGUAGCGAUCAAGUUAAUGCCAUGGAAAAAGAGGUACGGGUCUGCGUGGGACGUUUUGCGUUUAAAGUUCAUUUGGUUGUUGCCUCGCCCAGGUGUUUAUAUACUGUUGUUCAAAAGCUGUUAAGGGUUCAUUCCAUGCGGUUAAACAAAUAUUGUAACGCUGUUGUUGUCGUAAUAUUUCAGGAGCUAGUUUCCAACUAUACCAAUGAACGCCGGUAAAUCUAACUCUAAUUUUGUUAGAGAUGUGUUUAAAAGGUUUGAGAGUUUUUUUCCCGGAUACUCUGGGAUUUUCUCUCUCCUCAAAAACCAACAUUUCUGAAAUUCCAAGUAGACGUGGGAUUUAGUAGCAAAGAGCCAAUCUGUGAGUGUACUUCCACCAAAGUAUUAUCUGUUUAUGAAAUCAUUUAAGUAGUUAGUUACGUGUAUAUAGUUAGUUAUUUAACGAGAAUUGAAUGCGUAAGUAAAGUAACUCGACUUCUAUUUUUCAGCGAGAACAACUCGAGAGCCGUCUUCAGGAAUCUCGUGAUCAACUUAACGAGUUGAGGACGAACUCAAACGAUCGAAUCAACACACUUGGAUCUCUGGUGAGGGCCUAUGAAGCCCCAGUCUCCCCACUCACAUGUUGAUUCAUCAGGCCCCGGUUGUUCAAAAGGUUGAUAGCGCUAUCCACCGGAUAAAUCACUAUCCCCCGAUAAAUCACUAUCCACCGGAUAAAUCACUAUCCACCGGAUAAAUUACUAUCCACUGGAUAAAUCUCUAUUCACCGGAUAAAUCACCGACUACCGGAUAAAUCUUUAUCCUACGGAUAGCGUAAUUGCUUUUCCUAAUACUUAUCCACCGGAUAACGAUUCAUCCCGUUGAUAGUGCUAUCCAGCAUUUGAACAACUGGGGCCCGAACUACUUAAGAAAAAGACAGUUUUCCAUUAUCUAUAGAAGUGACUUGAAAGUGUUCAAAUUUUGCGUCUUAACCACUCGCAUGCGGCUCCUGGGUCCACUUGAGUUUCAGUGAACAUUUUGAGGUCAUUUUUUGGGUCUAAAAGUGAAAACUUUUUAAUUGUUUCAAGUUUCAAUCAGAUUUAGAGAUAAUUCUUCUUUUUAGGUCAGCACACUUAAUGAAAGACUAGAGAGAAAGGAAUCAGAGCUAACAGAAUGCAAGAGAAAAUACGAUCAGGAUUAUGAAAUCUGGAGAAGUAAAGUACGUUUUGCUGCAUGGUUACUGCUGUUAGAGAGAGCUUGUUUCGGUUACUCAUAGUGUAUGGGUUUUGUGGGUCUUAAUGCAGAUGUUAGGCUAUAGUUAUUUAGAUUAAGUCUUAAAGUGGCAACUCUGCCGUCUAUGUAACACUUCCGACUCACUUACCCUGUAUCAGAACCGCUUAGGAACGAGUUGUAACCAUACUAAGUAUAUCCUGGUGAUUGAGUGACAGAAUGAUGAAAACGAGCACAUGAAAAUAUCGUUAUUCCCUCUCCAACUUCCAGAGCGAAAAAGCUUGCUUGUAGUCAAUAUGAUCCCUAAGCUACCUUGCAUUUUCCUUCAUCGUGUUUGGAUGAAGGUUUUGGAUUGAUAUUUUUAUUCGGUUCCAGCAGCACGCUUCUCCUUCUUCCUCUUCUUACUCUUAUUUACAAUGGGGUAAUAAAUGAAUCUUCUUUUGCUGUUCUAUGUAGAAUCUUCAGCUCGAGCAGCAAUUGGAAAGAAUACAACAAGAUGCUAAGACUGGAAAACGUUCUUCAGCGGAGCAGACCGCGCACUUGGAAGACCAGGUAAUCCGGGCGUUGCAGUUUGCGUCAAAUACUUUACCAUUCAUUCUCUUCCCGAAAAAACUGGAGCUGUUUAGCUAAACAAGAUUAAUAACAUUGGAAGCAAACAUUUUAACUCAGCAAAUUAAACAUAUCAGUAUUUCCAUAUGAUCCUUUGGUUGAUCUUGUUUUUCUGACUGUCUUUCAUUCAACCUCGAUCACCAAAAGCUUGAGAUGCAUGUGACGAUAGUAAUCUUGUGUACCUUUAUUUUAUGGCUCUCUUUUAAUAGGUGAGGCUCCUGGAAGCGGCCAGGGAAAGAGAAAAAAUUGAAAUGCAAACGAAAUUGGUAAGAGUCGAAAUAAAAGUCCAGAUAUGGGAUUUACUAAGCUGUUCUAACUUUACAUCCUGUCAGAUAUUGAUAACUUGUUGAUUCAACUAAACUAACUUUUUUGUUAUUGUUGUUGUUUUGUACGUUUGGAAGAAAACCAAACCGAAUCUCUCCUUUUGUAACCAGUAAGGGCUGGUUUCCUCCGAUAUAGCUUACGAAAAACAGACAUAUUCACUUUUUAGCUUACCGAUUCUAAAUUUUGCUUUAAAGGAUCAAUUGAAAAUGUUCGAGAACGAGUAUUCGAGACAAGAAGACUCUUACAAACAACGAAUAGCCGACCUCGAGGAAGAAAAAGAGCAACUGCAGGUCAGGAUACAUAGCGCUUCUUUGCUAUAGUGUAUUACGGCUGUCUAGUUCGUUGUAUUACUACUUCUAAGGCGUCCUUUUUGCCAUUAAACUUAACAUUAGCUAAGAAAUUACUUGCAAAUGACAGAAUGGGAGCCUUGGGCUAAAACAAUGCGUUCCUUAGCAUAAUAUCAAGGGUUACAAAUGACAACUCUGAUGAACUUUAAAGAACUUUUAGGCUAAGAAGUUUUCAAAAAUCUCAAUUGCCAUCAGUUUUAAUCGUCUUCAUUUGGGCCGUCCGUACCAUCUUUUGCAUUUACGGUGUUACUCAUAGCUUCUUUUAUUGUCUUGAGGCGUUAUUUUCGUUUCAUUAAAUUUUGUGGCAGUCCCCACGUUUUUUUUAAUGUCGUGAUUCGGCCUCCUCAAAUGUUUAACAUUGAAUUUCGUUGUACUGCGUUCUUUCCAUUGGUUUGUGUUGAUCGCCUUUUUCUAGUUUAGUAUUAGAAAUAUGGUCUUUCACUGAAUAUUUCUCGAGAAAAAGGCGAUCAUUAUUACAUCCAAACACGGCACAAGGAUCUUUUUUCCCAUUACAAUGUUAUUCUAAGAAAACGUUAAGAAAAAAUGUCCCGAAAAGUGCUCGAAAAUACAAACGAAAUGUGCUCAUGCCUCCUGAGCAUCCUAUAAUACUCCUUAAAUCGAAUUAAUUCAAUAUGGCCGCCGUAUCGGUAAAAAGGUCUAUUGAUGGCGUCUUUGCUUGUAAGAAAAUCGUACUCGCUCACCACCCCUGAUAUAAUCUUUAUGUAUCGUAUAAUGUAUUGAAUCGUACCGUUAUUAUUAUGAUUCCUUGUCAGUAUUGUGUUUUCGUUAUUCGUGCCAGACAUAAAAUUUUUAAAAUACUCAAACUUGUAUAUAUUUGCAGAGCGAACUAAUGUCAAAAGCGGAGGAGAACAGACAUGUUUCGCUGUGUUUGGAGGACGCCAUGAAAGAGACGAAUGAGCUUAAAAGCCAAGUAAGUUGAAAUAGGGACGGAUUUCAUUGAUGAUAUAUCCCUUCUUUAUUUUCUUACUUUGGUGUGGCUUUGCGGCGGCUUUUUAUUGGUUAUUAGAUGUUGCACGGAAAUUUGGUGAAUGUGUAUUUGUCUGUUAUCUGUUUAUGACUUAUCGAAUGAAAAGUGAUGGAUUAUCCUAGUAACAAAUAUGAAUAAUUUGCAAAGUCGUAUAAAGCUUCUCACAUGUUUUAAAGAAAAUUAAACCAUAUAGAAAAUUUUGAAUUCCAUAAACACCAGUGGGUGAAGUAAAUCAUUUUUUUAACAAUGAAUGUAGCAGAGUAUUAUUUAAAUUAACAGGACUAAUAAAUUGAAGCUAAACCUAAAAACUUCCAUGAAACGUAACCUCGCUAAUUGGUCUAAGCUAAAAUAUAUGGAAUAAAUGGCUCUGAACUUUCGUAUCUAAUUGGUUAAUGUGUUUAUCACAUUAUAGCAUCAUGUGCUCUUUUCACCACCAUAUUUUCAGAUCGCAAAAUUUGAGGAAAAUCUAAAGGAGAAAAAUGAUCUUUUAACUUGCUUUAAAGAAAAUAAGGUGAGAAUAAAUGUUGGAAAAAGCGUCAUAGAAGUUAAAUGUUCUAAAUACACUAAAUACAACAGAGCUUAACAGAAAACCCGUUAGGAAUUAGAGCCUGUAUUUACCAGAACCCCUUAUGCCCAACAUUGACACUUAAGCUAUUAAAACUCCCUCUUUAAAGAAGAUGUCCUUGUAGUUAACGUUCGAGCAAGCUGUCGGCUCAAGGUNCCCCUUCUUAAAGAGAGUGUCCGUGUAGUUUACCUUCGAGCAAGCUGUGGGGGCAAGGGGUGGGAAAAAGGGGGAAAGAGGGCCCGAAUCCCCCCCCCCCCCCCCCCCCCAUCACCACCUCCUCUUCCUACCCAAUCCCUGAGUUGAGAACGUACACCAGCUGAGGCUGACGUUGAUUUUACUCAUUCUGGACGUCACCUCCUCUGAAGUCAGAUUAAUAGGUAAAUCCCAGUCAAUCGGAAACCAGUGCUUAUCCGGAAGAAUACUGAAUAAACAGGAUUUGGCCAGGAAAUACACACUCAAAAAAUGUGAAAUUGUUAAUAUUUUAAAAUUGAUAUUUGGCUUUAGAGGUGAUGAAAUCAGUUAUUGUGUAAAUAAGUCCACCUAAAUUACUUGUUUUACUCUAUUAGCUGAACAGGUAAUUCGUAUAUCUUUUCUAAACCUUAAACGUUAAAUUUAUGCUUACCUCUAAAAUUAAGAAUUACUGUGAACGUAAGGCUAGAUCUUUUCCGUGCGCAAACUCGUAAGACAACUUUUUUUGUUCUCUCCAAAUCACAGCUUGAUUCGCCCUCUCAUUUUACAAGUAAUCUGAGCCCUGAAGCUGUGGAAAACCUCAAACAAGAACUAAGUAGCACUAAGGUAACACUUCACUCAGACUACGAGCAGUCUUCUCUCUUUUUUCUUGGUUCGUUGAGCAAAACGCGCUAGACACGCAAAUGACCACGCGCGUGACUGAAGGCGCGAGUUGCUUUUUUUUCUUCUCGGGCUACCGCCCUCGUCGACGCGUUCACUCCCCUCACUAAAUCUGAAGAAAAAAGAGAGACUACUCGCAGACUACACUUCACUUAUUUGGAUGUUUUGUGGAAAUGCUUUUCAUUGCAACGGCUGAAUCAGAAGAGUUACUUUUUUUGUCAGUAAUCAGUGUCUGUACAAGCAAGUUUUUGUUACUAAAUAUUCUGAUCUUAUAUGCCUCCUUAAUUUAUCGUUAACAGGCCCGUUACCAGUAUGCGGAAGAUGUUCUCAAACAAAGGUAAAAUUGUCGAUAAGUUCAUGGGGUAUUCAUCAUUCCUUGUUUCUUUCUGCUCUCGCGGAACGAUUAGUCCUUCAAGAUAAAUAGACUUGUUGUAAACUAGGGGCUUUAGAAUGAAACAAAAUUAUCGCUACCGAGCUACAUCAGUUCACGAAGAAAUUGUCUGUCACUAACAAGUGCAUAUCAUCGUCGGUAGAUUUUAAAGUCCCCCGCCCCGCGCCUUUUAUUGGCCCAUCUACCUGUAAACAAAAAAAAUACAUCCUAUUGAAAGCCCCCCUAUAGCUUGUAUCAAAAUGAAUUCGAUUUAUUAUGACGUUUUGAAGCUUAUUAAUUAAAUUCCAUUAAGUGCAAAACGUAUUUUGAUCAGCACCGGUAAAGCUUGUUUCAAAGCCCUUUUGCCUUUUCGGUUAUAAGCCCCCCUCAGAGAUAACCCCUCCGGUUAUAAGCCUUCCUCGGAUAUAAGCCCCCCUCGGAUAUAAGCCCCUCCUCCGUUUAUAAGCCCCCGUCGGAUAUAAGCCCCUCCUCCGUUUAUAAGCCCCCGUCGGAUAUAAGCCCCUCCGUUUAUAAGCCCCGCUCGGAUAUAAGCCCCUCCGUUUAUAAGCCCCCCUCGGAUAUAAGCCCCUCCGGUUAUAAGCCCCCCUCGCAUAUAAGCCCCUCCGUUUAUAAGCCGUCCUAAAACCCCUUAGUUACGAAGAUGAUUAAGACCAGGGCUUAUAAGCGAUAGUUUACGGUAUCGAUUGAAGGAUCGUUGUAUUGCCGCCGGUAUUCAACUAAAAUGCAGAGGCAAGGCAAAUUAAAAAUUAGGCAGGAUGGAAAAACGGUAGUUGCAAGAUGGCUUGCUCUAGCACUAAAUUCGAUCUCUGAUAGACUUUUACAGGUUCAAGCAUUCCGCGUGGGAAGUUGCUAUAGUUGCUUAAAGUUUCAUAAUUGAAGUAUUAUUGUUAAGGCGGGCUCCUUCUUUGUUCUCGCAGGGAAAAGACGAUUGCCGACCUGAGACAAGCAGUUGCAGAGAAGGAGGAAUUACUAAAUCGUUCAACAACUAAAGUUGGUUAACUCACUGACUGUCGAACUUCCUAUAAAUAUCAUAGCCUGGAUAUUUGUAUAAAUAUAAUACCAUCGUCAGAGCCUCGAAAAUUGGCGAUAAAGUAUUGGAAAUAUAGUCUCAACUGGAUUUCGUUUUUCACACAUUAUUAAAAGAGCGAUAGUUAAGCCCAAUCUAUUUUCCCUUCAGAGAGUUCCUUGCAAUUCUGUUUUGAAUUUUUAUGAGUUAAAUGGAUGCCGCUUUUAUUGCGUGCAACACAAUUUCGUUUCGCUUCUCCAUUUCCAUGCUGCCAAUUUAUUAUCGUAGGAAAAGAUUAUUACAGUAAAAACCCCCAACUAAGAACCUGGCUUUUAAGAACCUGUUAGGCUAAACUUUGCCAUUUAGGCCCCCUCUUUACAAGAACCUGUUUAGCCUAAAAAAAAUUUUUUUUCUAAAAUUUAUAACAAAAAAUUCUGUAUCCUUGUGCAAAUAAGGAAAGUCAACAUUGAGGAUCCUCUUUGGGAGAUAUGUGUCUUAUCUCUCCAACUGCAAUACAGUGGCGUUCAGAUAAAAUAUAAGGAAUAAGCGAAAUAGACUAAAUAAACUGUUUAGGCCAACUUGGGAAAAUGUAGGUUCUUAGUCCCGGGAUUGUACUGUAUGUCAUUACGACUUACAAGCCAUUUUUCUUGUCUUGUGCUUAGGUAUAAUCGAAUAUACGUGGGAAAGCAAGGUUGAAAAUAGAAACAAAAAUGCACUUUUGUUUUCUCCUUAGAUAAGACAGUAUGAAGAAAAUAACAGAUUCAUAGCAAAUGAUAGAAUUUAUUUUUCAGAAAACAGAGGUAAGAAGCUGUUAUUUAUGACACUGUUUGCGUUUUAUCGCAAAACAUUUACCAUAUAGUGAUGUUAUUGUUGGUAUUUGCCUUAUCUGAUUACUAUAUAUUUCCCUUUAUAAGACUCCCAAAAGGUGAUUUCAAAUUUAAAGAUAAGAAUUAAAGAACUGGAAGAGCAACUCCAAGAAAGAGAGGUAAAGUAUCAGUUGACUCAUCUAGGUUUUUGCACAAUGUUUCUGGAUUUGUUUGUUUUCUCUCCCUUCUUUCUUCUGCAGUGCGGAUGGGACUUUUUUAAACUUUGCAAGGAAUUGACCCUUCCACGGUUUUUUCAACUUUUGACAUGGACCAGGUAGCGAAAAUCCUUCGACACCACUGGAAAGGGUGUCUUAAUAUUAGUAAACUUGCCAAGUUUGAAAGUGAUAGGUCUAAAGCGAGCCAAGAUAUAGCGAAAAUUUACAGAAGAUUAUACCGGGUGGGGGAAAAGGGGGGGGGGGGGGGGGAAGGUUGAAACCCCACCCCAACAAAAGGUGUUUGAAAUUAUUUUGUGGAUGUGUGAGAUCUUUAUUGUGUUUAGACGAGAGCGGAAUGUUUUUUUGGAUUGUUUGAUCUUUCCUGUGGUAGAAAGAUUGGAGGUUGGUGAGGUUAAAUUGAAAACAGUAGUGCAGGUUGUGUUGGGGGGGGGGGGAGAAGGGGGGGGGGGGGGGGGGCAAGUUUGUAACCCCCGACCAUACAAAUGUCUGUAAAAUUUCGCGACUCUUAGGAGCUAUCUCUUAUGUUACUUUUCAACCAAUCACUUUCAAAAUUGGCAAUUUCACUAAUCUGAAGACGCUCUUUCCAGCAGAGUCGACGGAUUUUCCCUGACUUGCCGAUGAAAAAAGUUGGAAAAAACGGUGGAAAGUCUAUUCACCUGUUCUACUUAGCUGUCCUUGGCUAUUUGAGUAUAAGAGUCUGUCACGUACAUCUUUACAGAUAUCUAAAUGCUCAGUAAUUAUCGUAAACUUUAUUAAUUCCCUAACGCGGCACUGGUUCCUUUUUCUCUUGCUGUUAGAUGCUUCAACUGGAUGAGAAUGAGGUUUGUCUCUUUAAUUGUUCCAUAAUCCUCUCUAUGAUAAUUAUCCAGCAAUUUACUCAGUAAGGUCAUCGAAUUGAGGUCAGUCUCCUGUAAAUAGACCUUUCCACGUUUUCUUUUUAACUUUUGUCAUGGACAAGUUAGGGAAAAACUGUCAACUCUGGAAAGAGCACCUUUAAGUAGCUGCAAGAAAGUUUGCCAAGUUUGAAAGUGAUUUGUUGAAAACUAACGAAGAUAUCGCUUCUCAAAGUCGCGAAAUUUUACUGACGUUUGUAUGAUGGGGCGCAUAAAUAUGCAAACGUCUGUAAAUUUCCGCAACUUUGCUGAGGUAUAUCUUCGCUCAUGUAAGACGUAUCACUUUCAAACUUGGCAAGUUUAGUUCAAGGCGCUCUUUGUAGUGGUGUCGACGGAUUUACACUAACCUUUCCAUGUUAGAAGUUGCCGAAAAAAUCGAUCGCGCAAGGGUCUAUUUUUUACCCCUUCAAGCGUAGGCCGUUAUCACGAUGACACAGUUAAAGUGAUUUGACAUACAUGCUGUGGUUUGUUUAAUUUUAUCCUUGGUUUAAAAAUUAUUUUCCUCUGAGUUUGGGUACGGUAAAACCGUAAUACAGUGAAACCUCUAUUAAGCGGACACCUUCAGGACCUUCCCAAGUGUCCGCUUAAUAGAGGGUGUCCGUUUAAUAGAGUUUGUAAAAAUUGCGGAAUGUUUGUGAUAAAGUUCCAAAGAACUUUUAGGUGAACUUUGAUGGCGGAUGACAAUCAUACGGCCGGGUAUCAGUCUAAUCUACAGUUUAUUGACAGCUAAAUUUAUUGAUCUAUCCUCAUUAAUCGACUACAGUUCGCAUUUGAAGGACGUAAUCCAAUACUACUAUUGUCAAUUCAGUCCGGUGUCCGCUUAAUUAGUGUCCGCGUCCGCUUAAUAGAGGUGUCCACUGAAUAGGGGUUAGUUAUAAAGGGAAAUAUAAGACGUUAAUUUCGGGAUCCGGCUUAGUGUCCGCUUAAUUGGCGGUCUGCUUAAAAGAGGUUUCACUGUAUAUGAUUAUGAGUUUGAAACAAAGGAAAAGGAAAUUUAACCGAGGAAAAAAUUGAACCACAACAUACAAAUUGCUAGAUUUAUACAUGGAACUAUGAGAAGAAUGGGGAUGAGUCUCGCUAUGCUCUGCGGCUCCGCUGUUGCCAGCUACGCAGGCUAAGAAUUUAGUGAAUGUGUCACAAGACCAAUCAAUCAGUCAGUCAGUCAAUCAAUGAAUCAGUCAAACAAUCAUUCAAUCAACCAAUCGCCCGGUUAUUUUUUUAACUACAGGUUUCUCUUUUUACAGUGGCAGAGGAUGAAUUUGGUUUUAUUAAAAAAGAUUCGAUAGAGUAAAUUAGUUACCAUAUUUCGUUUCUCAACAGCUGCGUGACCUUAGAAAAGAUAACAGUCGACUUGAAACAGAUCUUGAGGACAAGGAUAAGGUAACAUGAUUGCUCCAAGAGUCUGUUAGAUUUCAAAAUGUAAUCUUUGAAUUUCCUUUCAGUCUCUUUUUCAGCUUUUCAACUCUUCUCUAUCAUUUUUUUCUGUUGUUGCUAAUAUGCAGCCUGGGUAGAGACUGUGUCGUCUUAAUAGGCCCUUAGCAGAUUUCCAUUCACGUGGUACAAAACCGCUAUGUUGGGACGCAAAAGUCGCACUGAGACAAGACAAACAAAAGAAGUGACCAUUUAAAAUUAUGUAUACUUUUUGUUGGUCUUGCCCCAGUGCGACUUUUACGUCCCAACAUGGUCUUUUUGUACGACGUGAAUGGAAAGCUGCAAAGGGCCUAUCCAUGUUGAAUUCCCUGUACGUUAUGAUAUCUAGUCAUGUUUCGUAUAUUUCUCCACAGAAAAUAAAACUUCUUCAAGCUAAAAUAAUCGAAUUGAAGAAGGCUUUUCAGCGGGAACUGGUAAGGGUUCGUUUGUUGUUAUUAACAUAUUAAGGUUGUUUCUUGGCGUGUUUGCCGGCUUUUCACGUUUUGUCAAACCUGUGCCAUGAUAGAGAUGUGAAGGUGAAUUUUGAGCCUGGUGAAUACACGAGAAAGACGAUUUUUCAGUCAGUGACACAGGCGGCUCAGAAGAAAAAAUUCGAGUUCUCGUAACAGGAGUCGAACGCAUGACCUUCUGGUUACUAGUCUCUGUAGCUAGUCUAGUCUUCUGUAGCUCAGUGGUAGACGGCAUGAUGCCGCCCUACCACUGAGCUACAGAAGACUAGGACUGGUUUGAUUCGUGGGUGGUAAAACGCGCGAUAUCGCUUUGCAACUAGUUUGGCGGCAAUGUUGGAAACAAGUUGCACUUUUUGUUGCCCUUUUUACUUUAGCUUUAGACAUCAUGUAUUCAUCCAAAUACUAGCAUUUCCAAGUUCCUGUUUGAUCGGGAAUGGUAGACGGGGAUUAAUGUAGUGGAUACACUUCUACUAAAUGGUUGUUUAUUUAAUUUUUUUAUUUGAAAUCUCUUGAUCCAAAACCAGUAUUUCCAGAUUCCAACUCCAGGGCUCGAAGUUAACUUUUUAGUGCACUUGCAAAGGUUUGCGAGUGAGAUUUUUUUCCACUAGCAAGUUGGUGAGACCACAAGUAAAUUCUUUCCCUUUGAAUUCAACACGAAUUAUCAGUAAAAUCAAUAUCUCGAAACCACCGGAAACUCAUUUGCCGGUAAACGGACGAGGAAAUAACUUACUGUUUCCUUCUUGCGUUCGAACAUCUUUCUCCAAAUGUUUGGGAGACAUGGAUGACUCCAACUGGCAAACGUUUACUAGUGGAUAUUUUUGUUACUCGCAGAUUAUCAAAAUCACUCGCAUUUUGCAAGUUUGCGAGCGUUAAUUCGAGCCCUGAACUCGAUCGGGAAUGGUAGACGGGGAUUCACGUAGUGGAUGCGGUACCAUUGACUAGUUAUUUAUUUCAUAUAUUUAUUUAAAACCUGUCAAUCUUUUCCAGAAAAUGACAGCCCCUGAGGGUGAGGGUACAGAGAGAAGAAGUCCUGGCACACCUAAUGGUGACGUCACGGUCCAUAGCGAUGAAGAAAGAGAAAGAUAUGAUUAUCUCGAAACCAAUUUUAAGUAUCCUUUGAUGUUGAUUGUUAUUUCAAGCAUUUGGGUCACUUAAGUGUUACCUUGGUACAUUGUACUGUUAUAGCAUAACAUAGGGAUCCAGGCAUCAUUGCCGGUGGGUGCUUUUUAUUGGCGACAUAAUUAGUGCGCCAGAGGGGCUUCCUUUUAAAAUGUCCCGUAAACCAUACAGACAGUUCGGAUUUGUUUUUUUUGUUGGGUGAUCCGUCGGUUAAAAAGACUUUUUCCUCACGUAGUUAAGUAUUCGAUCAAGCUUCCAAUUUUUUAUCAAUGAUUGAACGAAAGAAUCAAUCAAUCAAUCAAAUAAAAAUGUUGGUAGACUUUUGUUAAUGGAUAACGCAAUUGAUAGAUAAUUGAUGGAUAAGACACUGACUAAACCAGUACGUUUUGCUCAGUUUGCUCACCUUAAUUCACAUGAAGAUACUUAAAACAUGUCGUUUUGAAGUAUAUGUGCAGCUCAAACAAGCAGGUAAUCUUAGUUUUCUUCUGUGGAAUUUUUAAGAAGUCCAGAAUCUCUGUUCUGUUAAUCGCAAAUUGUAAGUAUCUUACUAUCCACUUUCUUCAACGCUUUCAAGAGAUAAAAUUUACAACACUGGCUGAGGGAUUUUGCCGACUGCUUGUGAUACAGUUUACAAGUAAUGAACAGAAGUAAUGAGGAUAAUGUGAUUUUGAAUUUGAGAUAGACCACCACACUCUGCGAACAGUGUGUGCGUUUUUUAACGUUCGACAGAAUUUACUUAUACUAUAUGUGUAAGGGUUAUGAGACGGAACCAAAGGUUUAUCGUCAUGUCCUGAAAGCCUAGAACGUACCGUCUGAUCGUUUGCAGGUGUCAUUACAAAGGCAGCACUUCUCCUCAUUUAUUAAGAGACCCUGAGUGUUGGUCCGGCCGGGGUUUGAUCCAGCGGCCCUUUCCCGCUCGGCAGACCAGCGCUCAUCCAAUUGAAGUUCACUGGGCUGCCGCAGUCUGUAGGACAGCACUUUGUGGCGCCCUUAAUUGGUGUUAUAUUACUCUGCUCAGUUUUAUUCUUUCAUUUCCAGUCUCGCCAGUUGAUUAAUGUGAUUGGUCAUUUACUGAGAUUCACGCCCAAAGAGCUAACAUGCGUCAAUGAGGCAGUGGAGUGGAAAGUAAGUGUCAAA
This is a messenger RNA of Porites evermanni, 22450 nucleotides long. The record is from the annotation of a GenBank genome assembly. NCBI's taxonomy places the organism in Eukaryota, Metazoa, Cnidaria, Anthozoa, Scleractinia, Poritidae.